Messenger RNA from Anopheles coustani, 1596 nucleotides. RefSeq lists its product as uncharacterized. Bases 71 to 1525 code for a protein of 484 amino acids. The record is from RefSeq and is a predicted model, not a curated record. The transcript has 4 exons. Lineage: Eukaryota; Metazoa; Arthropoda; Insecta; Diptera; Culicidae.
GCUGAAAACAUUUCUACCGCUCAACACCGGGGUGGCGAACCGGGUGAACAACAAUGACACAAACCCACCGAUGGAGCCGCAGGUCGGCUUCAAGCUUUGCCUACAUGCCGGCGGCUCGGCUGGCGAUGGCACGAACGGCAACGAUCCGGAGCUUCACGUGCAACUGAUCGGCGCUCGCCAUUUACCGAGCAGCUUCGGGCUCAAAAGCGUCGAGGGAUACAUGGUGAAGGUGAAGCUUUUCCCCGGCGCCAUGAAGUUCGACUCCGGCAUCCAGACGACGUCGUGGCCAACGUUUGACGAAACGUUUCGCUUUCCGCUGGUCGAUAGCCAUAAGUCCUCCUUUCGGGUGAAAAAGAACGAAAAGCCAAAGGACGUCCCGACGCAGUCACUUCCGGAGAAGUUCUUCAACGGGAAGUUUGUAGUCUUCACCGUAUUCGCCCUUCUGGAACUGCCACCUGGGUACACCUCGACGCUGAAGAGCAAAACGAUGACCUUCAUCCGGCAGGGCAGCCAGCGGUUGAAGGAUAAACCGGUGAUCGGGAAGCUGGUCAAGGAUAUCGAGCCGGCCACGGACCGGCACACCAAUUUCGACCAGAAGCAAAACCUCAAGCUGCUGACCACGAGCGAAAGCCAGCGUAAUCUGGGCUCGGUGACGUACUUUCUCGACUCGCGUUCGUUUGCGAGCGUGCAGAAGGGUGGCUCCGGCAGCCGGAACGGAUCGGGAGGCACGUACGCUACGGAAGAGCUGUGGCUCCCGGUGAAAGACAUCACCGUCACACAGCCGUCGGCAGAAUCGCGAAUCACCGUCGCAACCCGUGGGGAGGUCGAAGUGACACUACAGCUGUGCGACUACACCGAGGUACACAUCGACACGAAGCAUACGUCGCGCGAGGAUUGCAGCUUCAACAUCGAUGGUCCUUACUCGUCACCACCAACGUCACCCUUGUCGCUAUGCUCCACCAGCUCGGACGGACCGAAGGCGACCCCUUUCGAGAGCCAACGGGCGUACUGCAACGGAUCACCGGUCCCAACGACGACCUCGCACAAAAAUCGUUUCAGCUUCGACGUCCGGAAGAUCGUGCGGAGCGUCAAGAACAAGGACAAAAACCAGCGCGGCCUGUGCCUAAAGAUCUCGACCGCGAAGGUGCGCUGCAGCAUUCGGGUGAAAGAGGGUUUCGAGGAGAUUGCGGAGAAGGUCUACCUAAAGACGACGGUGCUCGAGCACCAGAUCCUGACGGCCAGCUGGAAAUCGGAACCGUUCCGACCGGCCCUCUCGAGCCGCUGGAAUGCGGAUGACUGUACGCUUGUGGUUCCACUGUGCGGCGAGACAACGCUGGACAACCUUUCGAUCAAGAUAGGUCUGGCGGCCAAGAGCAAGGUGGGCAAGAAGAUACGGCUCGGUACGGUGUUUCUAGGCCCGAUGGCACGCCAGUCCAAUCCGACCAUGGACGACCAGUGGAGGAAGAUGAUCGAGUACAAGGGCUCACCGAUCUCCGUUUGGCAUCGGUUUGAGGAGGACGCCUAGGUUAGAGUGCACACGCUGCAGUCGUUGAUGUAUUGUAAAUAUUGAGUAAAAAUCCGCGAAAUAUAUUUUAU